This is a messenger RNA of Xenopus laevis (African clawed frog), 3398 nucleotides long. RefSeq names its product mediator complex subunit 24 L homeolog (gene med24.L). The coding region runs from base 166 to 3132 and encodes 988 amino acids. Gene Ontology annotation, molecular function: transcription coregulator activity. Gene Ontology annotation, cellular component: nucleus; mediator complex. The record is from RefSeq and is a predicted model, not a curated record. Lineage: Eukaryota; Metazoa; Chordata; Amphibia; Anura; Pipidae. The transcript is spliced from 26 exons. Gene Ontology annotation, biological process: positive regulation of transcription initiation by RNA polymerase II.
AUUAGUGCGGCUGCGUGAGGCGUCCCUGCGCUUAUAUACAUGCCGCCGUGACGUCACUGGGCCGCGACUGGUGACGUCUGUAAUCGCUGGCCCGGUAGGAACUGCGGAACUGGACUUUAAUUGGCUUGCGGGACAUUUAAACAGCUGCGGCCUCUGCAGUUGAACAUGAAGCUGGUGAAUCUAAAGCAAGCCAUCCUGCAGGCCUGGAAGGAGCGAUGGAGCGAUUACCAGUGGGCAAUCAACAUGAAGAAAUUCUUUCCCAAAGGAGUGACGUGGGAUAUACUGAAUCUGGCAGAAGCACUCCUGGAUCAAGCCAUGAUUGGACCAGCCCCCAACCCACUAAUCUUGUCGUACCUCAAAUAUGCCAUCAAUUCUCAAAUGGUGUCUUAUUCUACAGUCCUUACAGCAAUCAGCAAGUUUGAUGAUUUCUCAAGAGAUCUCUGCAUCCAGUCCCUGUUGGAAAUCAUGGAUAUGUUUUGUGACAACCUCAGUUGUCAUGGGAAGGCAGAGGAAUGCAUUGGACUUUGCCGGGCCCUUAUGAGUGCUCUGAACUGGCUUCUGCGCUGCGCUACAUUUUACACUGAUAAACUCAAGGAUGUUCUAGAUCCAGUGGCUGGGGAGAAUCACCUUUCUAUGUGUCUGCAGAGACUGAAAUCCAUUCUCGGCAGCACCAAGAAUCGGGCCCUUAUCCACAUUGCCAAGCUAGAGGAACCGACUUCAUGGACAUCGGUGGAACAGUCUCAGCUCAGAUUAUCCGAGAGCAUCAGUCUCCUGCCUAGUGUUCAGCUCAGGAACCAGGCCGAGGAAUGUGUUUCACUUAUAAGAAGCAUCCCCUCCAUGCUUUCUGUUCAUUCAGACCAGCUUCAGACCAAUGGGUUCCCCACAGUUCAUGCAGUUGUGAUGCUUGAAGGCACCAUGAAUCUGACAGGCGAUGCACAACCUCUGGUGGAACAAAUGAACACCGUAAAGAGGAUGCAGCGAAUCCCAUUGCACCUGUUUCUCUUGGAGGUCUGGAAGGCUUGCAUCGUGGGGUUAAUAGAGUCCCCGGAAGGGACAGAGGAGUUAAAAUGGACGGCUUUCACUUUUCUUAAGAUCCCACAGGCUUUGGCAAAAUUAAAGAAGCUUUCUUCAAUGGAGCAGGAUUUCAAUGAGGAUAUGAAGUGUGCAUUUGAAUACCUUCUGAAGCUGACUCCCCUCUUGGACAAAGCUGACCAGAGAUGCAACUGUGACUGCGUGAGUCUGUUACUACAGGAGUGCAACAAGCUGGGUUUGCUUUCAGAGCAGAACAUGGAAAACCUCAUGGCAAAACGGACAGCGGACAGGGAACAGGCUCCCCGUCUGAAAUCAUCUGAAAACUCUACAAUCCAGCCCAAUCCAGGGUUAAUACUCAGAGCGGAGCCAACAGUCACAAACAUUCUUAAGACAAUGGAUGCUGACCAUUCCAAGUCUCCGGAGGGACUUCUGGGAGUCCUGGGUCACAUGCUGUCUGGCAAGAGCCUGGACCUGCUGUUAGCCGCAGCGGCAGCCACGGGGAAACUCAAGUCCUUUGCCCGCAAAUUCAUCCAGCUGAAUGAAUUCACAAGACAUAUUGGAGUAGAGAGCUCAAAGGCGGCCAAUGUCCGAGCCCUGCUUUUUGAUAUUUCCUUCCUGAUGCUCUGUCAUGUGGCGCAGACCUACGGCUCGGAGAUGAUCCUAUCUGAGGGAUGUCCAGGUGGCGAGAUGCCUUUCUUUGAAAGUUGGAUGCAAACGUGUAUGCCAGGGGAAGGGCGGGUGCUGAAUCCAGACCACCCAUGCUUUAGGCAUCCAGAUAUUGCAAAGGUGGAAGCCCUGGUCGCUCUGCUCAAUACGUCCACAGAAAUGAAGCUGGCUCAGACAAAGUGGCAUGAGGUGUGCCUGAGUAUCCCUGCAGCAAUACUGGAGAUUCAUAAUGCCUGGGAAAAUGGUGUAUUGUCCUCUGAGGCCAUUCAGAAAAUCACAGACAACAUUAAAGGGAAGGUGUGCAGUCUGGCUGUAUGCGCAGUGGCCUGGCUCGUGGCUCACGUCCGAAUGCUGGGACUAGACGAGCGAGACAAAUCUCUGCAGAUGAUCCGGCAGUUGGGAUCACCCAUGUUUGGGGACAAUACUUUGCAGUUCUACAGUGAGCGUGUUAUAAUCAUGAGCUCUAUCCUGGACAACAUGUGCUCUGAGGUUCUGCAGCAGACCACCACUCAGAUAAAAUUCUCAGCCGCAGGAAGUGAGCCGAUGCCGUACAUUCAUCGCCUGCCUCCUAAGACGCCCAUAAAGGAAGUUCUGCGGGGGGCAUUCAGCUCCACCUUAGAGAAGGGAUGGGUCGAUAGCCGUACCCUGCACAACUUUGAUACGUUGCUUCACAUGGGGGGUGUCUACUGGUUUUGCAAUAAUCUUGUAAAGGAGCUGUUGAGGGAAACCCGAUUGGAGUUUGCUUUAAGGGCAGUUGAGCUGCUCUAUGCCAUCUUCUGUUUGGACAUGCAGCAGCUGACGCUCACCCUUCUAGGACACGUGCUGCCCUCCCUGCUUACAGAUUCUGCCAAAUGGCACAUGCUGAUGGACCCUCCUGGCAGAGCACUGGCAAAGCUAUCGGUCUGGUGUGCAAUGACCUCUUACUCCACCCAAAACAAGGGACAGCCAUCUCCCCGGCAGAGGAAACGGCACAGGGAAGAUAUCGAGGAUUACAGCAGCUUAUUUCCCCUAGAUGACACCCAGCAAUCAAAACUCAUGCGCCUUCUGAGCUCCAAUGAGGAGGAACACAAUGUGCAGGCCAACCCAGUGGAUCGUCCAAUGAACAGCUCCCUCUCUGCCUCCCAGAUCCAUAACAUCAGCUCCAAAGAACCAUUGAACAGAGUUCUUGCCAAUCUUUUCCUGUUGAUCUCGUCUGUCCUGGGAGCCAAGACGGCGGGUGCCCAGACGCAGUUUGUACAGUGGUUUAUGGAGGAGUGUGUAGAGAGCCUGGAGCUGGGUGGAAAAGGCUGCAUCCUGCAGUUCAUGCCGUUUAGCAUGGUGUCUGAGUUGGUGAAAGUCUCUACGUUAUCCAGUCCCAAAAUUGUGUUGGCCAUCACAGACCUGACCUUGCCUUUAGGACGCAGAGUGGCUGCGAAAGCUUUAACGGCUCUGUAAUGUUACUGUGACUGUCAUUUGCCUGACGCCAUUGUGGUCCUUUGCCUCCGACACGGCCAGAUCUGUAACAGAAUCAAACUCCAACUAGAAGCUGCACUGGGCCCAUUACAUGGACUUCAUAAAUGCUCCUCUAGUGGGAAUCGCCCAAAAGCCUUCUUUUUUUCUUUUUUUUAUUGCUCACAAUAUUUGCUUUUCUACCUUAUUUAAAAAUGUAUUAAAAAAAGGUGAAUGUGGGGAAAUAAAACAUUCAGUUUUGGUUUGUAAAA